This is a messenger RNA of Megalopta genalis, 2148 nucleotides long. It is a transcript of the gene ERp60, whose product is annotated as disulfide-isomerase A3. Lineage: Eukaryota; Metazoa; Arthropoda; Insecta; Hymenoptera; Halictidae. Gene Ontology annotation, molecular function: protein disulfide isomerase activity. Gene Ontology annotation, biological process: response to endoplasmic reticulum stress; protein folding. The record is from RefSeq and is a predicted model, not a curated record. Gene Ontology annotation, cellular component: endoplasmic reticulum.
UCAGGAGGCGACAGCACUGCGCGGGGCACCUUGCACCGCUAGCCGCUCUAACUAACUUCUUGUGAAAGCCACGUCUUAAAACUUAGACGGACAGUGUGUCUCCGGAGGAAAGAUCUGAACCUGAAGCUGAUUCCGUUUAACAAGCUGCAGCGUGAUCCACGAUGCUGUCCAAGUACCUUGGUAUUCUUUCCCUGGUUCUGGUCACCGUCCUAGCCGAGGAAAAGGACGUGCUGGAGCUCACCGACGAAACUUUCAGCCAUGAAUUAGAGCGGCUCGAGAACACGCUUGUUAUGUUUUAUGCGCCAUGGUGCGGUCACUGCAAACGCUUGAAGCCAGAAUAUGCCAAAGCUGCCGAGAUGCUGUUGGGUAACGACCCCUCCAUUACUCUUGCAAAAGUAGAUUGUACCGAAAGCGGGAAAGAGACUUGUACCAAGCAUUCUGUCAGCGGUUAUCCAACAUUGAAGAUCUUCUCCAAAGGAGACUUUGUUAGCGAUUACAAUGGACCCAGGGAAGCUGCUGGAAUUGCUAAGUACAUGAAGGCACAAGUUGGCCCAGCUUCGAAGGAACUAACUGGAGAAGAUUGUCUGAAAUCAUUCUUAGACUCUGACGAAGUUGGUUUCGUUGGUUUCUUCGAGAAGGAAGAUUCACCCUUGGCAACGUCUUUCCACACUGUGUCUAAGAAACUUAAAGAAAAAGUCAGAUUCGCACACACAACUGCUAAAUCACUUAUGGAGAAAGAAGGAUACAAGAACACUAUUGUUCUGUACCGACCAAAGAUCCUGCAGAAUAAGUUUGAACCGAACACCGUGAAACUCGAGGCUGGCAACUCGAUCACCGAUGUUCAAGAAUUUAUUACUAAAAAUUACUUUGGCAUUGCCGGAGUUCGCACAAGGGACAACGCCGGAGAAUUCAAGAAUCCUCUGGUAGUCUCUUAUUAUGCCGUCGACUAUGUGAAGAACCCGAAGGGUACCAAUUAUUGGCGCAACAGGAUCAUCAAGGUUGCAAAGGACUUCCCCAAACUGAAUUUCGCUAUUUCAUCGAAAGACGACUUCCAGCACGAACUGAACGACUUUGGAAUCGACUUUGUGAAGGGUGACAAACCCGUGGUAUUGGCUAAAAACGCGAAGAACCAGAAGUUCGUUAUGAAAGACGAGUUCUCGGUUGAUACGUUCGAAACGUUUUUGAAAGACCUUGAGGCAGACGCUUUGGAACCUUAUUUGAAAUCCGAAACUGUACCUGAAGAUAACAGUGGGUAUGUUAAAGUCGCAGUAGCGAAGAAUUUCGAUGAAGUUGUCACAAACAACGACAAAGAUACGUUGAUCGAGUUCUAUGCUCCUUGGUGCGGACAUUGCAAGAAGUUGGCGCCUGUCUACGAUGAGUUGGGUGAAAAACUUGCAGACGAAGACGUUGCGAUCGUUAAAUUCGAUGCUACUGCCAACGACGUCCCGGCGCCUUACGAGGUUGGCGGAUUCCCAACGCUCUUCUGGGCGCCGAAGGAUGCCAAAGAUAAGCCUGUUAAGUACGAGGGUGGAAGAGGACUCGACGAUUUCAUCAAAUACAUCGCCAAGCACGCAACUGACGAACUUAAAGGAUUUGAUCGAAAAGGCAAGUCGAUCAAGCCUAAGAACGAGGAAUUGUAAAUUUUCUUCUCAUAACAAAUACGUGAUAUGAUUGCUACAUUUUUAUAUAUAUACAAUAUAACUCUCAGCAGCAUCUGCAAUCAGAUUUUCCUUGUGAGACUUACGAGUGUGGCGAGAAGAGUGACAUUCAAUUAAAUGUAAGGAAUAAGAAUGUUUCUAGUUCCAGAGAUAGAGGUUUGAGUGAUACAGGGAGAUGUCCCCUUCUUCCUUUGAAUAAUGCGUGUCGAGUUCAAUUCUACGGAGUAUCUGAAUGCGAAGUGAAAUGUCGUUAGCAUAGGGAUCAUCAAUAUGUAUUAAUACGACUUUAUAAUAUUGUAUAUCGCGUCAAACUAUACAGAACUGAUUUAGAAUUAUCAUUGCAAUGUUUUCCAGAUUGGAUAGGUUUACAUCUAACAGUCGAUUCAUUCCAUUCUCUCGCAUUUUGACUACGGUAGGUUCUCGAGUUGAUGCAUAUAAUUUUGUUUAUACGAAAGAGAAAGAAGGAAGAAAUAAAAUGUUUUAUAUGAAA